Molecule: messenger RNA, 2694 nt
Organism: Ictalurus punctatus (channel catfish)
Lineage: Eukaryota; Metazoa; Chordata; Actinopteri; Siluriformes; Ictaluridae
Exons: 9
Coding region: 110-1708 (532 amino acids)
Cellular component (GO): cytoplasm
Source: RefSeq, a predicted model, not a curated record
CUUACACACACACAUACACCCACACUCAUACACAUACAGUCUCAGUGACGCAAAACCACUUAUGAACAGUUGACGAGUUGACAAUACACCCAGCAUCCUGUCUCUAAAGAUGGACUUUGACUAUCAAAAAAUGAAAGAUGAGGAAUCUCGUCAGAGGGAGGAGCGAAUCAGCUCUCUCCCAGCCCUACAGCCAAGACCCCUGCCUCGACCAUCUAUUGCUACAGAAACUCCAUCUGCUAUCCGUAAGCCUCCAAUAAAACCUAGACGCAGCAUCAAAUGCCGUCCCGUCACACAGCCAGGAUCAGGAGAAUCGCACAGUCAGACCAAUCAGAUGGAGAAUGAGGAACGGAAGCGAAUUGCUCCAUCUCAGGUGCUGAACCCUGCAGGGCCCCUGGAUGCUCAGACUCCAUCUCUGCAAGCUCAUAAUCUGCUGUGGUUUCAGAGAACGCAGCUGCCUCCUUGGCAGCCAAAACCCGUCUCUCUGUGGCGCCAUGGCUUUGCCACGCGCAGGGAAGCAGAGCAAGUACUGCAGGAUAAGCAGCAGGGCUGUUACCUGUUGAGGCUCAGUGAGUCGAAGGUGGGCUUUGUACUCUCUUAUAGAGGUGAAGACAAGUGCCGUCACUUCCUCAUAGAGCAAGAAUGUGAUGAGCCUGGGAUGGAAGGUUACUACAUCAUAGCUGGCGAGAACAGCAGGCAUAACAGUCUUGAGGGUCUGAUAAACUACUAUACCCACAAUCCAGUGGGGCCUUUUAAUGAAACACUCACUGUACCUUACGUGCAGACUAACGACAUCUGUGAGGAUAAGCCAAAGCUGGAAGAGAGAAACAAAGCAGAAAUAGGUGAAGAAAAAGAAGCCAGUCCACCAACUAGCAGAGAACAUACUCCGACAGCCUACACAGGAAAUGAUGUACACGCUGCCCCACAGUACGCUGUGGUGAGGAAAGUUCUGAGGAAGACUCACUCUCUAUCCGAGUGCAUAACUGUAUCUGACAUGCUGCCGCUUGUCCAAGAAAAUACAGAUAGAGGAACAAAAACUGAGAACGACACACCAGAGCAUGUGUUUGGCAACGUAGACACAUGUGUAGGAGAAGACGUGGACCACCCUGUGGAUGCACCCUAUGCACGUGUCAACAAACCCCAGCGGCCAGCAGGACCUUCCUCCGCUGCCAUCGAUGUCACUGAUGCCAAUGUAUGGGGUGCAUCAGCAGCGUCCGAUUCUCAGGCUUUCCUUAAUGCACCAGCCGCCGCAGAACAGAAAUACUGGGAACUGGAGCCUAUGCAUACUUAUGAGGAGGCUCUGCACACACGCCCUCGUGAUGAUCAGAUUGAUUUCUGCGCAGUUGGGAGGCACCGAGAAAACGCAAGGGAUGCAGCAGAUUCCCUUGCCAAUCAUGUCUACUCAGAGGUCAAUAUUAAAGGGACCAGAGAUGACCCCAUACCGGCUUCUCCGCCACUUCGGACCGGCACAGCAUUUAUUUCUACCCCAUCCUCCACAGGACCUGGUCCUAGACUGCCCCUAAGACCUGCCCGUAGACCUGUUAUACCUAGCAGCACUCAGAAUUUUGGCGUUUCAGCAAUGAGGAAUACAUCCCCUUACCAACCCGAGCAGGCGCUGGCAGAAAACUCUGAGUCAUCCAUAUACGAGCAGAUUCCAGAAAGACCAAACAGAUCCAGACCUCCAUUGCCACCUCUGAACGGCAGACGCUAACUCCAGGUCACCUCCCACUGACAUCUAACCCUUCCUACUAGCAAAUACAUCUGUUUUACACUGGAUAAGAUCGCUACUCAUAGCAUAGAAACAUAGAAAAAGAUAAAUACUGGCACGAAUAGCACACAGGAAUCAUUUCAUUUGAUUCAUAUGGUGCUGUACAUUGUAAUGCUUAACCUUAUCCUGAACUGGUCACUUUAGAAUUCAUUUUCGUUGUUUCGACACAGGUGUCUUUAACAUUGGAUCUUAUGUUUGGUUGCAUAAAUAUUCAGCAUGAACUUUAAUCUUAUAGAUUGACAGCAUCUUGAGUCUUAUUCACCACAGUCCUUGAAAACGAAGUGUAUAUAAAGAGGAUUUAGAUCUACUAUGCAGUGGAAUAAGUGUCAGUUAGAAUAUAAAAUUUAUAUAGAUUCAUUAAUAAAGCAUUUUAUAUAAACAUCGACUUGUUUUGGGGGUAUGAAAUUAACAGCUACAAGUACUUUGUCACAUUUACAACAGAACCAACUCAUGAUCCGAUCAGACAUUCCUAUGUUUGGUCAUUUUGACCACACUACUCAAUAAAUAAGGAAUCACGGGGUGAUUGUAAGACAGUGGAACUCAACUUCAGACAUGUGACACAUUGAUUACACCAAUUAGUAGCAAUUUACAUUAAAGUGAAGCUGUUAUUUAUCUUCUUUAUCUCAUUUGCACACCUGAGCAGUUGAGGGUUAAGGGCCUUGCUCAAGGGCUGAGCAGUGGCAGCUUGGCACUUCUGGGGUUUGAACUCAUGACCAUCCGAUCAGAAGUCCAACAGCUUAACCUCUGAGCUACCACUGCCCCAUUAUGCAAUUACUGUCAUUAAAAUUAAAAACAACAAAUCUCAGUUGUAUUUUUUUGUAAAAACCCACUUUUAUUUAUUUUCAUUGUAGAUCUCUGAGCAGCCAUAAAGACAGUAAUGACCCAAUUUGCUCUUAAACACUUAAUUAAAAAAAAAAAAAAAAAAAAAA